AUGUCAAUGCAUCAAACAAAUUCGACUAGUGAGUCGACCCCAACUGAGGCCCGCAGAGGCCCAGGUAUCGAGAAGGAUGAUCACACUUCACUACCGGCCGUAGAGGUUGCCAUGAAUGAACCUCCCGAUGGGGGUCGUGAUGCAUGGUUGGUUACCUUUGGUAGCUGGUGGGCCCUCUUUAUAGCUUUCGGCUGGACAAAUUCUCUCGGAGUAUUUCAGAAUUAUUACGAAAAAGAGUUAUUGCAUGCUUACUCUGCAUCUACAAUUGCUUGGAUCGCAUCCACCCAAAUCUUCAUGAUGUACGGUGGCGGAAUUGUCUUGGCUAAGGUGUUUGAUCACUAUGGGCCCCGGUGGCUGCUGCUUGUCGGCGGAUUUGCCCACGUGUUUGGCUUGAUGAUGACCUCCAUCUCUAAGGAGUAUUAUCAAAUAUUCUUGUCUCAAGCUGUCUGCAGUGCUUUAGGUGCUAGCGCCAUCUACUAUGCCUGCCUGGGCUCACUUGCUAGCUGGUUUCGGAGGAAACGCGCGACUUCUUUUGGAUUGGCUGCCUCUGGUGCUUCUAUUGGUGGUGUCAUCUUCCCUGUAAUGGUUGACUGUCUCAUCAGCCGUAUUGGCUUCGGCUGGACUAUGCGCGCGGUUGCCUUCCUUAUUCUGGGGGGUCUUAUCAUAGUCAAUCUGACCGUGAAGUCGCGGCUGAUUCACAAACAAAAGCCAGUCCAUAUUCGACAAUAUCUUAAGCCGUUCACGGAGAUUCCGUUUCUGCUUCUGGUUAUCUCGCUAUCGCUCUUUUCGUUUGGAUUAUUCCUGCCCUUCAACUUUAUUACCGCUCAAGCGCAAACCCUUGGCAUGUCUUCUAAAUUGGCGAACUAUCUUGUGGCGAUUCUUAACGCAACCAGUGUCUUUGGUCGUAUUAUUCCGGGUCUGAUUGCCGACCGAGUCGGUCGGUUCAAUGUCAUGUGUGUGGCAACCCUAACUUCGGGUAUCCUCACCUUCGCACUAUGGCUUACCGGCCGCUCAAACGUAGCCGUUAUCCUAUAUGCUGCAUUCUUCGGUUUCUUUUCCGGUGCUUAUGUCUCCUUGACACCAGCUCUGAUUGCCCAAUUGUCUCCUAUCCAGGAGAUAGGCAUUCGCACGGGAGCUUUAUACUUUCUUGUGUCGAUCGCUGUGCUUACAGGCAGUCCAAUUGCUGGCGCACUGGUUUCUGUGGACAAGGGUAAUUAUGGUUAUUUGGAGAUUUUUGCGGGGGCCACUAUGUGUGCCGGUGCCGUUUUGGUCGUCCUGACUCGUGUUGUGAAGGGAGGAUUCAAGUGGACUGUUUUGUAG
Messenger RNA from Penicillium odoratum, 1320 nucleotides. Its product is annotated as MCT family MFS transporter. The record is from RefSeq and is a predicted model, not a curated record. Gene Ontology annotation, cellular component: fungal-type vacuole membrane. Bases 1 to 1320 code for a protein of 439 amino acids. The transcript has 2 exons. NCBI's taxonomy places the organism in Eukaryota, Fungi, Ascomycota, Eurotiomycetes, Eurotiales, Aspergillaceae. Gene Ontology annotation, biological process: transmembrane transport. Gene Ontology annotation, molecular function: transmembrane transporter activity.